Messenger RNA from Ricinus communis (castor bean), 1841 nucleotides. RefSeq lists its product as uncharacterized. NCBI's taxonomy places the organism in Eukaryota, Viridiplantae, Streptophyta, Magnoliopsida, Malpighiales, Euphorbiaceae. The transcript is spliced from 6 exons. The record is from RefSeq and is a predicted model, not a curated record. Bases 473 to 1549 code for a protein of 358 amino acids.
ACACAGACCAAAACUGGUAAAGCUUCUCACUUUAAAGAGUGCUGCUGCUCCUAAUAUAUAUAUCUUCAAGUUUCUUGUGAUUUAGCCACGUGUUACAACACCAUGCAGAUGCAGUCUAGAUCCGAUUGCACAGAAUCGUUUCUCAUAGCCCAGAUCCAAGAAAAAGCUUCUCUUUUACCUUGACCAAACAGAAGCUUAAGAAAAAAAAAAAAAAACAAACCCAAUCCCAACGGUCAUAAAACGUUCACUCUUCUUUCUUUAUCAUAACGGUUACAUUAGUCUCUCUAUCUCUCCCUCCAAGAAGUGACAAUUCUUGUCCUAGCUCAAGGGGUUCUUGUUUCUUUCUCUAAAAACCCUUCUCUCUCUAAAGACCCUGCAAUAUUGGUAUAAUCUAGAUUUCUGGGAGUAGAUUGAUUUAUUUCUUGUAAAAAAGCUCUUUUCUUUUUAUUUUUUUUUCUUUUGAAAUUUUACAAUGGAACCUGCUAAAAUAGACUGGAAGAAUGUAGAGUCAAUUUUUGUAGAAGAUAAAUUGUAUGAAACUAUUAAUGCACCCAAAUGGGUUGAUUUCUUGAACCCUGGAAAUGAUUCUUUGGAUGAUGAGGCCUGGUUUUGUAGACCUGAUUGUAACCAUCCAAAGACAGUUGAAGAUUUCCUUAAAACAGCAACUCCAAAUUCAAAGCUUUCUAAAUCACCUCUAGGCAGCUGGAACGGAAGAGAUGCAAAAUUGAAGUGGAGAGGGCAAAAUCAGUCUUCAUUUACACCUAAUGGUAGAUCCAUAUUUAGUGAAGAUGGUGAAAACCAGAACCCGAAUUUAUCAACACUUCCAAGUCACCAAGCUAACUUUAAGAAAUCAGUGAUCAAAUCGAGCUCGGAAAAGAAGAGAGCAGUUGAUGAUAUCUCUCAUACCAAAGAGCCACCAAGGCUAAAAAGCACAUUGUCGGCAAGGAAUUUGUUUGCAGGAAAGGAUAUACUAAGUCAUAUUAGUGAGUUCUGUAACGAAUUGAAGAAGAUGGCAACAAGAGCAAAAGAGAGAGAGGGUGAUGAGAAGGAGAGCCAAGCGGGAGAAGAGAAAGAUGUGGUAGUGGUUAAUGAGGGUUCUAGAGAGGUUUUAGGUGAGGUGAACGUCAAGGAGAAAGAUAGGAAGCCAUUGCUUGAAGUGGGUAGUGGGAAAUCUGAAGGAAAUGAGAAAGGAAGUGUAAAAGAAAAGCAAAGGAGGAAGAAAGUAAUUGAUGAUGCAGAGAACAUUCCAGCCCCUCUAAAUUUGGGAAAUGUAAAGCACAAAGGAGAGGAGCGUUUGUUGCAAAUUCGGACAAAUCCUCCUUCCCCUCAAUGUUUUUCUGCCACGCGUGCACCCACCAAAACCACCACCCCUUCUAAGUCUUCCAAAUCCAGACUUAUGGAGAGAGGCAUCCUUCAAGAAGUGAAGCAAUAUAAGGAAGUGCCAAAGGACGAAUCUGCGGACAAAGGAAGCUUUUCCAUUGUGGAUGGAAGAGAAGCAAGAACUCUGGAUGUAUUCUGGUUCCUGAAGCCCUGCACAUUGUCUAGCUAAAAUGGUUGAUUCCCAUCAAAGAUUUCUGAUUCAUAAUUCAUUCUUUUCAUUCUUUCAUUGGUCUCUGGUUAAGUCUUUAAUUCUUUCAUUUAUUCUUCUUAUUUAUAGGUCCAUACAGUCCGAGUCUUUACUCAAUUGAUUCAUUUGAUUUCAAAUAAGGCAAACUGUAAUUAAAACAUUCAAUAGUUGCACCGGAAUUCAUUUCAGCAAAUAAAAUGUACUUUGUCCUCCAUUUUCUUUUUACUACUGAUGCCGGUCAUAAGAGAAUGAAACAAGGCACAAAAUUCUGAGA